This is a messenger RNA of Eutrema salsugineum, 2157 nucleotides long. Its product is annotated as cysteine-rich receptor-like protein kinase 10. Gene Ontology annotation, molecular function: ATP binding; protein kinase activity. The record is from RefSeq and is a predicted model, not a curated record. The coding region runs from base 13 to 2034 and encodes 673 amino acids. Lineage: Eukaryota; Viridiplantae; Streptophyta; Magnoliopsida; Brassicales; Brassicaceae. Gene Ontology annotation, biological process: protein phosphorylation. The transcript is spliced from 7 exons.
CCCAAUUACAGUAUGUCUUCAUGCGCCGUUUUCAUCUUCCUCUUCUUUUUCUCCUUUCUCACUAGCUUCAGAGUUUCUGCUCAAGAUCCCUAUUACAGACACCACAUAUGUCCGAAUACCACAACUUUCUCCAGAAACAGUACUUACUUCACCAAUCUCAGAACCCUUUUGUCCUGUCUCUCUUCCCGCAACGCAUCCUACUCCACCGGAUUUCAGAACGCCACCGCCGGACAAGCCCCGGACAGAGUCACCGGACUUUUCCUUUGCCGUGGUGACUUGUCGCUGGAAGUUUGCCGCACCUGCGUCGACUUUGCCGUUAACGACACCUUAAAUUGGUGUCCGAAUCAGAGAGAAGUCACACUGUAUUACGAUGAGUGUAUGCUCCGAUACUCUAACCGGAAUAUUCUCUCGACCCUGAGUGCUAAUAGAGAAUUUAUCUGGAUAAACAACCAGAAUGUUACAUCAAACCAAACAGGGUUCAGAGAUUUGGUCUUGUCCACGAUGAACCGAGCUUCCGCUGAAGCCGCGAGCAGUUCUAAAAAGUUCUCUACGGUAAAGUCCAAUUGGACUGCGUUCCAGAGUGUGUACGGAAUGGUUCAGUGCACUCCUGAUCUGACGAGACAAGACUGCUGGACCUGUCUGCAACAAAUCAUCAAUCAUUUGCCCACUCACAAAAUUGGGGGAAGACUUAUAGUGCCGAGCUGUAACUCAAGAUUCGAGCUUUACGCGUUCUACAACGAAUCCGCCGUUGGAACACCACCACCGGCGGUUAACACUCCUCCGGUGUCAGCUCCUCCGCCAUCUGGUCAGAGCUCUGUCUUCUUCCUCUGUUUCUCGUCUUCUUCAAAAACAGGAAAACGUGGGAAUUCAACUGUGUUAGUGGUAGCCAUUGUUGUGCCUGUUAUAGUGGCUGUUUUGCUUGUCAUAGCUGCUUAUCGUUUCCUUGCAAAUAGGGCAAAGAAGAUUUACGGGACAUCAUCUGCAUUCGAUGGAGAUGAUAUAACAACCGCAGACUCGCUGCAGCUAGAUUAUAGAAAAAUUCAAACUGCAACAAAUGAUUUUGCAGAGAGUAAUAAGAUUGGUCAAGGUGGAUUUGGUGAGGUUUACAAGGGUACAUUAUUGGAUGGGACUGAAGUUGCGGUGAAGAGACUGUCAAAAUUAUCAGGACAAGGUGAUGCAGAGUUUAAGAACGAGGUUGUUCUGGUUGCAAAGCUACUACAUAGAAAUCUAGUAAGAAUUCUCGGAUUUUGUCUACAAGGAAAAGAAAGGGUACUCGUCUACGUCUAUGUGCCCAACAAAAGCCUUGAUUACUUCUUGUUUGACCCUGCAAAGCAAGCUCAGCUGGACUGGACUCGACGAUACAAGAUUAUUGGAGGAGUUGCUAGAGGGAUUCUGUAUCUCCAUCAAGAUUCACGACUCACAAUCAUACAUCGUGACCUGAAAGCGAGUAACAUUCUCUUGGAUGCAGAUAUGAAUCCUAAAAUUGCAGAUUUUGGAAUGGCUAGGAUCUUUGGAUUGGACCAAACCCAGGAGAACACAAGCAGAAUAGUUGGUACCUAUGGUUACAUGUCUCCCGAGUAUGCAAUGCAUGGUCGGUACUCAAUGAAAUCUGAUGUCUAUAGCUUCGGAGUGUUAGUUCUUGAGAUUAUAAGCGGCAAGAAGAAUAGCAGCUUCUACCAACCAGACGGUGCACAUGACUUGGUCUCAUAUGCGUGGAGGCUUUGGAGUAAUGGGACACCGCUAGACCUCGUGGAUCCAACUACUGUACAUAAUUGCCAAAGGAAUGAAGUUGUUCGAUGUGUCCAUGUCGGUCUUUUGUGCGUUCAAGAAGAUCCUGUAGAUCGUCCGACCUUGUCAACCAUUGUUCUGAUGCUCACUAGUAAUACUGUGACAUUACCCAUGCCUAGACAACCAGGUUAUUCUUUUCAGAGUAGAUCCAGAAGAGACCCGCUUGAUACAGACCAAUUUACAACGACCAAGUCUCUUGUAGGGUCUGUUGAUGAUGCCUCGAUCACAGAAGUAUAUGCUCGUUAAAGAUGAAUAUCUUUUUACCUUCAUGCUUGAUUCCUUAAUUAGCAGGUGUUGAAAACGAUUUGGAAACUUGUUUCGUUAUAGCUGUUUGUAUUGUAAUUGUAGCCACAAUCAUAUAUGAAAUGU